CAGGCAGCGCCCUAGCCAGCCCGCCGCCGCCGCGAGGACCCCAGCCAAGAUGGCGGCGGCUGCGACGCCGACGCGCGGCCUCCUGCGGCUCUCGGUGGCCCUGGGUCCCAGGUCCUCCAACUACCAUGCGCCACCGCCCCCGCGCCGCCGCCCCGGACCCCAGUGGCCAGACCCGGAGAACCUGCUGAGCCCGCGAUGGCAGCUAGGGCCGCGCUAUGCGGCCAAGCAGUUCGCGCGGCACGGCGCCGCCUCGGGGGUGGCCCCCGCCUGCCUGUGGCCGUCCCCGGAGCAGCUGCGCGAGCUGGAGGCGGAGGAGCGGGAAUGGUACCCGAGCUUAGCGACCAUGCAAGAGUCGCUGCGCGCGAAGCAGCAGGCCGAGGAGGCAAGGCGUCGUGCCAGGGAGCAGCACAUUGCAGAGUGCAUGGCCAAGAUGCCGCAGAUGAUCGAGACCUGGCGGCAGCAGAAGCGGGAACGCUGGGAGAAAGCUCAGGCUGACAAGGAGCGCAGGGCCCGGUUACAGGCUGAGGCCCAGGAGCGCCUGGGUUACCACGUGGACCCGAGGAGUGCCCGCUUCCAGGAACUAGUUCAGGACCUGGACAAGCAGCAGCGCAAGCGCCUCAAGGAGGAGAGGCAGCGGAGGAAGAAGGAGGCGGCCCAGGCUGCUGCUGUGGCUUCUGCUGAAGCCCAGGACCCAGCAGUGUCUGGGGAACCCAGCUCCUGAAAUCCCCUUUCCCAAUAAAGCCUGCUGCUGACAGCCCCUAUUCUACACA
This is a messenger RNA of Onychomys torridus (southern grasshopper mouse), 770 nucleotides long. It is a transcript of the gene Gadd45gip1, whose product is annotated as GADD45G interacting protein 1. Bases 50 to 721 code for a protein of 223 amino acids. Gene Ontology annotation, cellular component: nucleus. Lineage: Eukaryota; Metazoa; Chordata; Mammalia; Rodentia; Cricetidae. The record is from RefSeq and is a predicted model, not a curated record. The transcript is spliced from 2 exons.